AUGAACGAUUUCAGAACUAUCCCGUUCAGUCCCCCACCAGAAACCCAAGGACUGUCGAGCGCCACGUUUUCCGUGCCUCCUCUUGAUGGAUCGUUCACCAUCCUCCAGUGUUACGACUGGCACGCCAGCAACUCUUCGCAGCACCCUCUCUUUGUAUAUGCCGAAAAUGAUCUCACCACGAAGACGCUUUACUGGGCUGACGUUGUUCAUGCAAGCCAUCGCGCCGGCCGCAUUGUUAGCGAUCAUGUCGGUGUCAAGUCAAAGAAGCCCGUGGUCGCGAUCUUGGCGGGUGCAGACAUGAUCACAUACUUCACCUGCUGCGUGGGUAUCAUGCGCGCCGGAUAUACGUUCUUCCUGAUUUCCCCGAGGAACUCGGCUCCUGCAGUACGCAAGCCGAAUGUUCUUGCACAUUUGCUCUCGUCUGUUCGCGCCGACCAUGUUCUACUUGGAUCCGAAAGCAUUUUCUCUCAAUUGGCGACGGCUGCGUUCUCUUCUAUGUCGUCAGAUUCGGUGCCCUCGACCUCGAUCAUUCCCAUGUUCAAGGAUCUCUACAUGCCCACAAAUCUUCACGAACCUCUACCCGAUCCCAAAGUCGGCCCCAAUGAUCCCGUGUUCAUGCUGCAUUCUUCGGGAUCGACCGCGUUCCCAAAAGUGAUUACUUGGACUCAUUUCUCCAUGAUCAGGGUUGCUGGUAUUCCUGCUCUGGGAGAGAUCGAUUUCGCGGGGAUUAGACUCGGUUGUCACUCAGUGCCCAUGUUUCAUGCCUUGGGUCUCACGAUCUUGUUGUGGGCGCCGGCUUGUGGUUUUGUUAUCAGCACUUUUCCGCCGGACCGGGUGAUCCAAGGCGCUAUUCAUACAAAAUCUGAAAUCGUAUUUUCGGUACCGUCAUUUAUAGAGGCUUGGGUUGACUCUCCGCUCUAUGUGGAGUAUCUUGCGGGUAUCAAGGGUGUUCUUUACGGUGGAGGGCCACUCAAUAAGGCAGUGGGGGACGCCUUGACUGAGAAGGGCGUGGCAAUCUACACGCUUUACGGAAGCACGGAGACGACUGUGAUGAACGUCAUACUUCCCAGAGAUAGACCUGGCUUGGACUGGCAGUACUUCCGGUUCAGCAAGCACGUCAAGCCUCACUUCGUCGAGAACGGCUUUGGCCAGGUGGAGUUGGUGCUGGUCGCAAACCCUUUGUCUGUUCCCGUGAUAACGAACACGAAGGUCAAUGACGUCGACGCAUACGCUACAGGGGAUCUGCUAGAAAGACAUCCCACAAAACCUGAUUUAUGGAAGAUAUUCGGUAGGGCCGACGAUCAGAUCAUGCACAGCACCGGGGAAAAGACCAACCCAGGACCGCUUGAGACGAUACUCAAUCAAGAUCCCCAUGUCGCCGCGGCGGUCAUGUUCGGUCGGGAACGUUUCCAUGCUGGUGUCAUAGUUGAGCCGGUAUCGCAGGAGAGAUUCGACCCCAGCAAUGAGACAAAGCUUGCCGAGUUCCGAAAUAAAAUCUGGCGCCAUGGGGUCCUCGCAGAAUACGUGGACGAAAUUGACUCGGCCUACGCUGCCCUCGAAGAAUCCACACAACUCGAGAUCCAGGCCCCCGCCAGCUGGUCUGACAACACAGCGAUGCUUUUCUUACGAUCCCUCGUUAAGAAUGUACUAAAGCAGGAUAUAUCUGACGAAGAGGACCUCUUCGAGUACGGUUGCGACAGCCUUCAAGCGACGUGGAUUAGGAACACCCUGCUUCGGGCCCUGCGUCAAACCACGGGACUUGACACGCGAUGCGUAUCAUCUAACUUAGUUUAUCAGCAUCCUUCAAUUCAUGCUCUCAAAACGUUUGUAACAACGUUUGCUGGGGGGGCACUGUCGUCAACAGCCAAUGCUAGCACCGUCCUCGAUGCGAUGACUCGCUUGGUUGACAUGCAUUCUCGCGAUUUGCCUACACACACUACGGUACGACCACGCGCGGAUAAGAACCAUGUCGUCGUGGUGACGGGUACGACGGGAAACCUCGGAGCCGAGGUUUUAUUGGCCGUCCUGGAUGAUCCAAUCGUAAAACGGAUUUAUGCGUUUAACCGUAGCGGAACCGGUCACAAGUCGCUCCUCGGGAGGCAGGAAUCCAUAAUUCAGGCACAUGAUCUAGAACCAAGCCUUGUGCGGUCGCCUAAAGUCACCCUGUUGACCGUGGACUGGAAUCGCGCGGACUUCGGGCUGAGUUCGGAGAUCCUGACGGAGAUCCGCGACUCCGUGACCCACGUCAUUCAUAACGCAUGGAACGUGCAUUUUGGGGCGGCCUUGUCGUUUUUUGAGGCGAAUGUCCGUGGCUUGCGCAACCUCAUAGAUUUGUCGCUUUCCUGCGGUGCACAAUUAUGCUUUGUCAGCUCCAUCGGGGUGCGCCUUCUCCAGAUUGCCUCAAAGAAAAGCGGUUUGAGUGCUGUAACGAUCCGCGUUGGACAGCUGUCGGGGGCAAAAAACGGCGCCUGGAAGACCACCGAGUGGCUUCCUGCGCUUGUGAAGUCGUGUCAACAGCUGGGCUGCAUGCCAUCCAUGCAACAAAACCUUGCCUGGUUGCCUGUCGAUAUCGCAGCCCGUUGCAUAGCGUCUAUGCGCAAGGCUUCUCCCGGUGUUGUUCAUCUCGUACAUCCCCGUCCGGUCCCCGCUUCGUCCGUGUUUCGGGCCAUCGCGAACUCUCUUAAUCUCGACACCGUGCCAUACGAUGCGUGGCUCAGCAGACUAGAAGGCGCUACGGAUCCUUCGACCACUCCUGCCCUCAUGCUGUUGGAUUUUUUCAAAGAGGAGUGGAAGGAACCGAGGCUCUCGAUGGAGCGUGCUUACGAACAAUGCGACUUCCUGUCGGAUACAACGCAGAUCCGUGAUCUGGGGCCGGAGGAAGCGGUGAAGUGGAUCGCCUUUUGGAAGCGCGUUGGUUUUCUUGCCGCUUAG
Punctularia strigosozonata HHB-11173 SS5 is the source of this 2931-nucleotide messenger RNA. Its product is annotated as acetyl-CoA synthetase-like protein. The record is from RefSeq and is a predicted model, not a curated record. Lineage: Eukaryota; Fungi; Basidiomycota; Agaricomycetes; Corticiales; Punctulariaceae. The transcript is spliced from 20 exons. The coding region runs from base 1 to 2931 and encodes 976 amino acids.